This is a messenger RNA of Ictalurus punctatus (channel catfish), 12213 nucleotides long. RefSeq names its product U2AF homology motif (UHM) kinase 1 (gene uhmk1). Gene Ontology annotation, cellular component: neuronal ribonucleoprotein granule; nucleus. Bases 430 to 1704 code for a protein of 424 amino acids. Gene Ontology annotation, molecular function: protein serine/threonine kinase activity; ribonucleoprotein complex binding; ATP binding. The transcript is spliced from 8 exons. The record is from RefSeq and is a predicted model, not a curated record. Lineage: Eukaryota; Metazoa; Chordata; Actinopteri; Siluriformes; Ictaluridae. Gene Ontology annotation, biological process: regulation of protein export from nucleus; peptidyl-serine phosphorylation; positive regulation of translational initiation.
AAAAAGAAGAAGAAGAAGAAGAGGAUUUCCGGAACAAUGGCCGCCAAAACAAUGGCAAGAGUGUUUACAAUCCACGAACCUAAUUUAACUCUGCUCCCAAAAUAUAAAGUUCGGCUGUUUAUUUAGUCUGUCAGGUGUUUUUGGAAGUAUGCCGUGAAUAAUUAACAUCGGUUACGGCGUGGAAUUUAUUUAUAAAACGAGACACCGCUAACUUAGUUUGCUAAUUCUACUAGUAGCUUAGCCACAGCAGAUGCUAUCUGGACCGGAACCGGCUGCACAUAAUGCCAAGCACGAGACCGUUUUAAUCAGAUCCUAGUGCUUUAGAAGUAACGAACCGAGCAGCCACUUCUCAUACCACAGUCUGCUAGCUAUCCUGUCUUCUGAGCAGCACUAAAUGCUAGCCGAGUGCAGAUCAGUGAGCGUGAAAACAUGUCCAGUCCAAACCCGAACCCAGUGGGACUCACAGUAGCAGCUGGGAGCGGAGAGAAGGUGGAUCAGGUCAUGCAGCCGGUUCUGUUUGAAAUCUUUGGGGAGAUGUGGAAGGUGCAGGCUCGGUUAGGACAGGGAGGUUCUGCCUCUGUGUACCGUGUGAGUUCUGCCAGGUCCAGCUCUGCUGCUGUGAAAGAGUUUCUUCUGGACGCACAGGGUGGAGAUUACGGCUAUCUCAAAGAAAGAUCCGUGCUAGAAGACAUCCAGGGCCACAAGAAUAUCGUGACGCUGUAUGGCGUGUUCACCAAUCACAACCUGCUCGGCGUAGCGACCCGCUGCUUGUUGCUGGAGCUUCUGGAUGUGAGUGUGUCGGAGUUGCUGGUGAGAGGCAGCAGUCAGGGCCACUCCAUGUGGCUGAUCCAGCACUGCGCUCGUGAUGUCCUGGAGGCGCUGUGUUUCCUGCACCGAGAGGGAUACGUGCACGCCGACCUCAAGCCUCGCAACGUUCUCUGGAGCCCCGAUGACGAGUGCUUCAAGCUCAUCGACUUCGGGCUCAGCUUUAAAGAGGGGCACCAGGAUGUGAAGUACAUCCAGACAGAUGGGUACCGAGCCCCUGAGGCUGAGCUGCAGAACUCGCUGGCUCAGGCAGGACUGGAGGGAGGCUCGGGCUGUACCACUGCUGUGGAUCUGUGGAGUCUGGGCAUCAUUCUUCUGGAAAUGUUCUCAGGAAUCAAACUUAAAGACACUGUCAAGUCUCAGGAAUGGAAGGACAACAGUGCUGCAGUAGUGGAUCAUAUCUUUUCGAGCAAUUCUGUGGUGUACCCUGCUAUCCCCGUCUACCAUCUGAGAGAUCUCAUCAAAAGCAUGCUUCACCACAACCCAAACCGCAGAAGCACAGCCGAAGCUGCACUGAUCAGCCCCUUCUUCAGUAUUCCUUUCGCUCCUCACAUCGACGACUUGGUUCUGCUGCCUACGCCCGUCCUCAGACUGCUCAACGUGAUCGAUGACAGUCAUUUACACAACGAUGACGAAUAUGAAGAUAUUAUCGAGGACAUGAGAGAAGAAUGUCAGAAAUAUGGAUCAGUCUUAUCGCUGUUGAUUCCGAAAGAAAAUCCUGGUAAAGGCCAGGUCUUCGUCGAGUACGCGAACGCUGGAGACUCCAAAGAAGCCCAGAGGCUCCUGACAGGCCGCACUUUUGAUGGCAAAUUCGUGGUGGCCACUUUCUACCCGCUGAGUGCCUAUAAGAGAGGUUAUCUGUAUCAGACCGUGCAGUAAGGGUCUACACGUACAAUACCACGCCUGCACAAUCUGUUCCAGCAUGAAGAGUGCUUAGUUGUGAAGCCCAUCACGUUCUCACAAGUAUCUCGGCUAAUCUUUACUAUACAAAACAUUUAUGUGAGCUGCAUACACUUAUAGUGUGGAUACAUAUUGGUGCACAAAUGUGUCUUCUUCCAUGGCUUGCUUAUAUAGUGCAAUAAGGAGCUGUGAUGCUUUAGAGAAAGAGCACUUCUGACUCCCGACACAUGUUGGCGAUGUGAGAUAUUUCUCGCGUUUUGGAUCUGGAUCGUGUCCCGGUAAGAUUUCGCCCGUAUUCGUUGACGCUUUAAACUCGCCUCGGAAUGGCCUCACUGAAAUCUGCUCAUUGUACUGCACGUUUAAUACGCAAAUCAGCUCAUUACAUCCGAACACCGUCGUUUUUCCUCGUGGUUUUUAACUCCACUACACGUCAACGUCGGCGUUCACGGAGCACGUGCGUCACCUCUUGGGCGGGUUGAUUAUGGUUUGGAGAGCGAAUCUGCGUUUCCGCUUUCAUUUUCAUACUCAUCAUCUCUAUCCAGAUCUAAUCCUGAUACGCAUGAAACUCCUUCCUCUUUUUUCUUUUUUUUUCCGUGAUUACCUAAAAUCUAUAAGUGUUCGGUAAGGCUGCACAUAUUUAUGAAUUAUUGGCCCAAAAAAAAAAAAAAAAUUUGCAUACGACUGCUUGCACAGUGUAGAAGUCUGAACAUUUCCAGUCUACUCUAAAGUGAACAGAGACGGAAAUGUCACUUCAGUAGAGAGCACAAACAAGGGGAUAACGUAGUUGAUGAAGUUAUCUCCUCCUACUAGGAUUUUGAAGAAGUAUAUUUACCGUAGAACUUGAAUUUUAUAUCGUUUAAAUGCUCGUUUGUCGUGAAACACUUUCAGCGCCAAGUACUUUUUGGUGUAGAACUCACGCAGGAGUUUGCUUAUGAGUUUGAGGGCUCGGUGUAAAAUCUUUUCAGGCUUGUUUCGUAAAACGAAAAUACGUGAGGCGAUCUGGGAAAACCGCACUGGGAAUGGUUCUGUGCCUGAAUUCUGCCGAAGAGCCGGGGGAAGAGGAUGGGGAAACAAAACAGAUUUACGCCAAUUUAUUUGGUUUUUUUUUCUUUCGGUAAAAACAGUCAUUCUGCGUAACGAUGUCUAGUUAAGUGCGAGUUCCUCACACAGGAAAUGUCACACUUUGAUCAAGUUGUAGGAUGGCUACGUGCGGUCGAGAAAUGAAUACAAGCCUAAUUCAUUUCUGUAAUCAAGAUACCUUGCUGUCAAAUAUGUGCCUUUAAAUGCAAUUUUCUCUUAUGAUUGCGAUACAUAUUUCAAUUCAGGAAAUUCCACAGCGUUCAGUAGAAAAUGCUCAAAUUUCUCCGCGUGAAGGGUUUUCCCAGGCCGCCACACGUUUACUUUAGCGAGUCGCCAUGAGUGUCGCACUGAACCUGCGAAAGCUUCUCAGCCUCGUGUGGAUUUAUCCUGCUCUUUUUCUAGCAGCUCUUCACUAUGGUGCUUUGAUAUUCUCAUACAUGCUGCUGUAUUCACAAUGACGCUUCACUGCAGUCGCAUUUUUUGUUUGUUUGUUUUUUUCUUUUAAAAAAAACAAAACAAAACAUUGUAUGCCUGGUUUUGAGCCUUUUUGUUUAUUAGAAUUUGGGGGGUUUUCCCCCUCACACUUGUACUCUUAGUGGUACUUAACAAAAGCGUUAACAAAAAGCACAAUCAGGGAUUUUCAGAAUAGCAGAUGAGUAGCUCUGGCACUGAACUAAAAUCAGAAGUCUUUCAUGUCCAUUGUUUUUCCUUUUCAAGUACAAUUGCAGUCAUAAGUUUACAUACGCCUUGCAGAAUCUGCAAAAAAAAAGAGGGAUCAUAAAAAUUGCGUUUAGUUUUUUAAUUAGUUCUGCCCUGAAGAAGCUAUUUCACAUAACGGACGUUUGCAUCUAGUCCACAAGACGCAAUAAUAACUGAAUUUACACAAAUGAACCAGUUCAAAAGUUUAUACACGCUCGAUUCUUAAUACUGUGUCUCGUUACCUGGAGGACCAACGAUUGUUUUGUGAGAGUUGUUCAUGAGUCUCUUGUUUGUCCUGAGCAGUUAAACUACCCACUGUUGUUCAGAAAAAUCCUCCAGGUCCUGCACAUUCUUGACCGCUUUCCAACAGCGGCUAUACAUACGGCAUCUUUAUACGUUUAUAACCGAGAGACUCGUGCACAACUAUUCCAAAAGGUGAAAACAUUCACUGAUCCUCGAGAAGGCAACAGGAUACAUUAAGAGCCAGGGGGGUGUAGAUUUUUGAACAGGAUGAUCGGUGUAUGAUCGGUGUAAUAAUUGUUAUUAUUUUGUCUUCCGAGGAAACAUGUAAAUAUCAUAUGUAGCAAAUGAAGGGCAGUACUAAAUGGGAAAUAAAAUAAAAGAAACCAUAUAUUUAAACAAAAUAAUGACAAUUUACUCUUAUCCUAGUUUGACACUUUUUCAAACAAUGUACACCGGUCGUUCGUUUAUGUUCGUGCUGGAGAUAAAGCAGGGACUCUUUUGGUCUGGCAUGUUAAGAAAAUGUUUUAUGAUGGGAAAAGAAAACAACAUUGCAAAUUCCAGAUUGUGAGAUUUCCUUCCCUCUAUAGUAGCUUUAAAAGUUUGCGAGGCUUUAUUGAAGCUAUUCAAAGCUCUACUCCGUACGCUCCUACAGUUGACUUUGACCCUGAGUGUUUGCAGUUGCUUUCGGAUCGAGAUAAAGUUGUUUAGUCUUCCAGGCGUUGGUUUUCAGAGUUUAUAAUCAAGGAAGACGGUGUGUGUGUGUGUGUGGGGGGGGAGGGGGAGGGGGGGGGGGGUUAAAGAGUGUUGAGGCAUUAAGGUUGCACAUUACUACUGAUCGAAGUGUGAUACUGUGCUGAUUUGCGGGAUGGACGGGGUAUUGGAAGCUUUUUGUUUUCUGUCUUUUCUCUUUUUUUUUUUUUUUGCGAGUUUGUGGAGUUCUGCAUUACAUGAGCUAGAUGAUUUAUUCUCAGAGCUAACAAGUGUAAUAAUUUGAGCUGGCUAAACUGGUAGCUAACGCGAUGUAGUAGUGUUUGGAGUGCUAGUUGACUGGUUAAGUGCAUUAAUACAGACAUUAAUACAGCAUGUGAUCAUUUUGCAAUUACAAUUUUGCUCAAUCGGCCGACGCUCUUAUUUACGAUAGUGGCAGCACAAGAGUUAAGGGUCGUGCUCAAGGACCCAUCCAAGGCUGCUGAGAUUGAAGCUUUAAUUGCUGAGCCGUCCUGUAGCACACCAUGUUUAAGAUAAUAAUAAUAAUAAGAAGAAGAAUAAUCAUCAUGAUCAUUUUCAGCAAGUCACGGGCCAACAUUUUAUGACAUUAACUCCUCGCAUUACACACAAAAGACAAUGACACCGACUCGAUUUCUUUUCAGCACUAAGUGGCUGGGUACAGUUACAGGCUUGGUUUUGAUCAUCGGAGCGCGCUAAUUAUUUCGGUAUAUUUAAACUAAUUAACGAUGGGAAUUCAAGAAAAAUGUUUUUUAUUUAUUUAUUUUUUUUUUAAAUUUAAUUACAAGAGUAACAGGUUUACCUACAUCUACAAAAAAAAACCCUGUCAAAACCCAUGCUCAGCUCACUAAUUCACUGCUGCACACCACUACUGCGCUACAGUGAAGUGCAAGUUUAGACAAGUUUAGUGCGAAAGUCUUUCAGGUUGUUUUCCAGUAAGAAGCUAGAAAUAAUAAUAGUAAUAAAAAAAAAAAAACCUGUUUGUCCACCCUUUUCCUAUGACUAGUCCGUACAGGAUUUGGCUGAGGUUUUACUCGAUAUUGCUGCAUUAUCUGUGGGUUUUUUUUUUUUUUUGGCUAACAACUAUUUGAAUUGGCAAAAUUGCAAUCGUGCAAAAUAGUUCUGCAUGAGACCUUUCAGCUGUACUCAUGUUCGACUCGCGUGAAUCGAAGAGGGCUCUGGUGAUGACGUCACGUGGCGUGUUUCGCCCCAAAUCUACAGUAAUUUCGAGAGAUUUUUUUCAAUCGCAAGAUCCUGGAGGGACUUAGUAUGACUAUUAAUAAUAGGAUAAUAGUAUGACUAUUAAUGUACCAAAUAAAACCCUGAGCUAACUGAAGAAGAAUAAACGGAAAGCACUGUGACUCUAGUAUAAUCGUUUCCGCUCUACACGCCCUGCUGAAUGUUUUAAUGAUUUAAACAAGCACAUGAUGAGUAAGUAUCAGACAGCAAUACAUCACGGUCGGACGUGCCGAUACCGGCGAGAUCUUUAGCGUGCGAUCCGUUAAUCGUGGUUUAAAUUCAGAAAGGGAUUUAUAAAGCUUUGUCAACCGGAGCUUCAUGUGAACACCUGCAUGUGAAUCUGAUCUGAUUAGCCUGGCUAUUUCUGCUAUGCAAGGUGGGACAGGUGGUCAGACCGGGUUACUGAGCGGUGAUCUGAUUUAUCAUUUAAUUCUAAGACACGAACAAAGGAAAGAAGCUGCGCCUUGGUUUUGGUCUGCGUGAUAUUGUCACACCAAUUGUUAUGACAAAAGCUUUCCAAAAAUAAAUCAUGCCGAUUAUAGGAGAUACCGAAAGGUGUGCCGAGUGUGUCGUGUUACUGAGCGUCAUCUUGCACAGCUCUGGAAUGUCUCUGAUUUUUAUUUAUUAUAAAGCAGGUAUGAAUGAGUCAGUGUAGUUUUGGGGCUUAGUUGGAAAGAGUGAGCAGGAUGUGGUGCACUCACUGGAGCAUAUCAGUCAAAGCAUGCCUAAUGCCACCUACGCUAGGUUUUUAAGCUGUUGAAGAGAUCUGAAAGUUUUAGUGGAUUGCAUUAAUGAACGUUCGCUGUUUGAUGAGUCAGGUGAGCUCACCAUUGGUUAAAGGCAUUACAUUAGCAGACAGGCAGGUGCUAGGUCCCUCACAGUGCUGGGUGAUACGACAAUAUUAUUUUUUUUGAAUAUCAUAAGAUUGCUGUGUUUUUAAAAAAAAUAUAUAUAAUAAAAUAAAAAUUUUAAACUCUAUUAUUGCAUACAAAGUGGUACAAAAAUCGAUUUGUCAUUUAUUGGCACUUUAAUUAAACAAAAUAUCGUGAUUCAUACCCUGCGUAGUAAACACAUGAUGUUUUUGCCUCAUACCACAGCGCCGAUCAGUUCCGAUUGGUCGGAAGGUGUUGAUUCAUUUUGUAGAACAGCAGCAGUUCCCAUUGCAAGGGUUCUAUUAAUGCACUCGUCCUAAUACACCUCUGUGAUGAUGAUAUCAACGCACACGGUGACGUGUACGGCGGAUGAUGUACGUAACGUAAUCGUUGAUGUUCAUGUAACAUUUAUGGAAGGAGUCUCCAGUGUCAGCGCUUUGUAACAGUCAGAAGUAAAAGCUGUGACUUUACGUUUUCCGCCGUGGGAAAGUCCUUCAGUACGGACAACGAUAUGUUGUCAGAUUUUUCAGUAACAUACUAAGAAGCUGCACGGUUUGGUCUUAUUAACUUUGAGAGAAAGAGUAACAGGAACUUGUUUCGAAGACAUUCCACGGUAUUCAAUGUGAUGAUGGCCAGAUUAAAAAGUAUGCCGUGUUGUUGUUUAAUGAUUCCAAAUCGGCAUAUUGCUCUGGUACAAGAGGUACAAAGUACUUGAGUACAUGAAGACUGAAGUAGUACAUACUUUUCUGUCGGGCUGCAUCACACCAUGGCAGAUUAUUGACUGUUUUCCUAGAACACCACGCCCCAAUGUGUUUACUUGUUGCACCGUCCUUGUGCUUCCUCGAGGCAUUCCUCACGUUCACCCUUCUCUUUUCAAGUACGUGAAGGAGGAAAUGAGCUCGCCAGUUCUCUGGACCAGCCUUAAGUUCUCAGUCAUCACACACCAGCACCUCAUUAACCAGCUGCCUGGACUGUCGCUAGAGAUAAUGUUAUAAUUGCGUGUCAUAGCGUCGAGUCGACUACCAGCCAAUCUGUGCGUGUGUGAGAAAUAGAAGCAGCGUGAGAGCGUGGGUGUGAAAUCCAGAAAGCGGCUUUCUCAUUACACGCUCGUUUGUUCAGCAGAACUAUUCGCCCCCAAGCAGGAAGUCGAAAAUCCUGACUUUCAUGUUGUUGUAGCCCAGUACUGUGAUUGGGAUUCUGUAUUCUACAUUUACAACAAGUCUUGAUGCUAAAUAAAAUAUGCAGAGCUAAUUAGUCAUGGCAGCGCAAAAUUUAUUUAUUUAUUUUAAAUAUAUAUAUAUAUAUAUAUAUAUAUAUUUUUUUUUUUUUGCUUUUAUCGAAGCUCCCACUGCAGCCCAAGUCUUUCAGGAUCAAAAAGCACAAAUAUACGCAUCGCUGCCUUCUUGGAGAAAUUCCACACUGUGUAAAAAUUGCGCUCUCAGCCGUGACAAAAGUGCCAAAAAUCCGACCCGAACUGAUGUUCAGAGUAAAAAAAAAAAAAGUAACAAAACGACCCAAGGUUGCUGUGAAUUUGCACUGUGUGUGUAUGUACAUAUGAGUUAUCUCACAGGGCUUAGUAAUACAAACACAGCUGAGAAAGAGUGCAUGUUUCUAACACAAACUUACUACUUUCUCACGAACGAACACAAAGGCCGAUUCGACUUUGUGGGAAAGAAGCGGCACAGGGUGAGGGUGAGGACAUCCACCCAGGCGGAGGAGUAGAAAUGUCUUCUCCUCACAGAGCUCCCAGUCCUCGUCGCAUCAAAUGCAGUUUGGGCUUGACAGCGACCGUCUUCUUUCUGGGUUUAGCUAAACGAGCUUGCGUCUAUAUGCUUGAAUUGUACAGAAUGGACACCGAGGCACUGUUACACAUUGGCCGUCGUAAUCGAUUAUAAAUGAUCUGUUUAAUGUGAUGAUUAGUGGGUUUUACAUUACCACAGACUGUCAGAUCCUCGAGUCAUGGAUUUAAUCCAAAUGAGAAGGCUAGAGGUGUUCGAUCGAUGUGAGGAUUAAAACUUUUCUUCCACUGAACACUGACACUCUUGAAUUGAACGCAGUGGCACAGUUUGCAGUCGGAUUGUUUAGAACGAACAGAUUCCUGUUUUUAUAGAUUUUUAUAGAUAGCAGGGAAUAUUUAAACAUGGGAAAUUUAGAUAAGGUUGAAAUAUACGCGUGAAUUGAUGUGGAUGUCGUAAAUGAUUCAUGACGUAUGCGAAUUUUCUAGGAUGUAACUGGUUUCAACUGGUUUCUCCUGCAGCUUUAGGAGCACUUACACAGCUGAUGAUUUUAUUUUAUUUUUUAUCCAUAAUACCCUGUUGCUCUAGAAACCUCAUUUCGAUGAGCUCUUGCUACAUCUAAAUAAUUACUUAUGUACACUGCUGCUACGCCAUAUAUUCACUCGGGUCCGAUGUCUGAGACCAUUGGCUGCGAUUUAUUUAUUUAUUUAUUUUAUUUUCCCAUUUAAGACUGGAUAUAUAUAAAUAAAAAAAAAUAAAGCUUUCGAACUUGUUUUAGAAAAAUCUAGAAAAUAUCUUCUUAGGAUUCUGUCUAUGCCACUAUUCAAAUGUGAGCACGUUGGUGAUAUUGACCACGAGCACUUCUUUGUACAAAAGGUCAAAUUUUCCUUGCGUCUUAUCCCUUCGUUUGAAACGCGCGUUCAGGCGUCACUCCGAUGGAUUUGUUCUAACGUGGAUCGUCACAAGUUUUACACAAACUCGUGGAGUCCAGGCCAGCUUGAGUGCAUACUGUUGUUAAAGCAAAAACACUACGAAAUUCACUCAAGUUGUUGCGGAUGAUAUUACUUGUAAUGAAAAAGUUGCGUUCAAUUAAAUAAAUAAAUAAAUAAUGGAAACGUCUGUGCUAUUGGUCUCAGACGUUUGGACCCCGCUGUGCGGAGAGUGUUAGCAAAUGAGGCCGGUAAAGCCGUAGGAGUCUGAACUUUUGUUAAUGUUUGAUCAGACAUCACACACACAGAGACUCUUGCUGUGAAUUUGAGUUUUUUCCUUCUUAACGAGCGAGCUGAUUAUCGCGAUUGUACCAGCUGUCACUCAGUGCAAAUGGCUAAAAAAAAAAUUGUGUAAAUGGUCUGUUCAUUUUAUUGCACAGUUUUCACAAAAACGUAUCAUUUUAAUGUUUUAUUUUUUAUAAUAGUUGCAGUGUAUAGUUUUCCUCAUAUAAAGAUGUGCUCCAAGGAUACGUUAAUUACCGGAAGGUAAUGAUUUAUACAGAGCUAUGACAUUACAAAGGAGUAGUGAAAAUACUGACUGAUGCAAACUUUCACACAGAUGAAAAUGAAAUAUAAUAUAAAAUGAAAUGAAAUACUCCUGUAGUUUUAACCUGAUCUGAUGCUGCGCGUGUGUGUGUGUGUGUGUGUGUGUGUGUGUGUGUGUGUGUGUGUGUGUGUGUGUGUGUGAUUGCCAAAGACUCUCAUUUACGCACGUUUCUCCAAAUACUCAUCGUGACCGAGUUAUCCCAAAUUCACAACCACGUCCGUUACAUUCCAACAGUUCUUAAAUCCACCGAUUCUAUAAAAUUCGAACUAAAAAUUAUUAUAUCACUAUAAUGAUUCAAAAUGACUAUAAUAAUUCUAAAUCUACAGAUAAUUCUAGAUGUUCUAAUUCCAAUUAUUAUAACCAAUGAUCUUGAAUAUAUAUAUUCUAACUCUAACGUGCUUCUAACGAUUAUAACUAUUAAGUAUAGCCAUAAGCAGCGAUCAUCGGGGCCAAGCACUGUAAACGAACAGGAAUACUGCCCCCAGUGGGUAAUUUUCAUGACUUGACUAGUGCGUCCCUACAGGAACCUAGCAUUCAAGUUUCAUGACAGUAGGUCAAGGGUAACGCUGUUAAAUGUUUUAAAGUAAUCAGGUCAUCAUCAAAGGUACACUUACAGAAAUGCACUUGUACCAAAUUUCAGCUCAAUACGAUGUAUGGUUCCUAAGAAACAGUUAGUUGAAUUUAGCCCCACCCCCUAUGUACGGCCACUCCCGAAACUUUGCAUAUGACCUCAGAAUUUUGUCAUUACACAUUGAGUAAAUGUUUAAGCUCUGCUUCAUAAAUGGUGAUUGGCAUGUGACAGCCAUAUUGUUUACAAGUGUCGACAUGUUUUUGGUAGUGGUUGAGGUUUCCACUAUCGUGAGUAGUUUGACUCCAAUUUUGUGAACACCCCCCCACAAAUAUAUUUUGAGAUCCGAAGGAAUCAGUGGAAAAAAAAAAAAAAAAAAGAGUUUCUUUGUAGGACUUAGGGUUCAUAAAGUGUGAACGUUUACCAAAACAUAAAACCUUCUGCUAUUGCACCAACAUCAGGCCUAUGUGUGUCCCUUUGAGUGUCAGAGUAGUGGGGGGCAUUCCACACCUUCCCUCUAAAUUUGGUGUUUUUAUGACAUAUGGUCUUUGCUCUCCAUAUCGUUACAGCAGAUAAUAAGAAUAAUAAUAAGGAUAAUAAAAAUCCUAACAAUAGGGUUCCAGGACCUUCUGUGUUUGACCUCCUAACGAUUCUAUAUAUAACGACUCUUAAUCUAAUAAUCCUGAAGAUUCCAACUAAAGAUUCCACCUUUAAGGAUUUUAAAUAAAAGGAUUCUAAAUAUAACGUUUAGAACGCGAAUGAUUCUAAAUCUGACCGUCGUAAUGAUUCUCACUAAGAAUUCUACAUCAGUCGAAUCCGUGUGUAAAAAUUCUUACCUACAGAUUUGAACUCGAAUGAUUCUAACCAUUCUAAAUCUAACAGUGUGAACGAUUCUAACGUUAACCCAUCUAAAUCUAAGUACGAGAGAGACACGGGAGAAAGUCUUAACCAAGCUGUCCCUCUGGAGUUUUAUCCAGGUUGCUAUGGAGCGAUACAGUAAAAAUAAAUAAUGAAAAAAUUCGAUUCAUGUAUUCUGAACAUUUCGUAGUGUCCCUGCUUGAUUAGGUAAAUAAAACGACACUGGGAACGCAUAACCACAACUUCUUCUCUCUGAAAAACUUAGUGGCGUCUCUUAAAGGGCAGAUUAUACAGAUUUAGAGCUUCCUAAGUGAUACAUGUUCUACAGAUAUAUGUUAUGUUUCGCGUAAAUGUUUAUUGACGCACCGUCAACUGUCCUUGGACUUCUAGAAUAAGUGAGAUUUUCUGGUCUUUUUUCAGGAAAACGUGUGUGCAUUCUUAUCUGGGGUAAUCUCUCUCUCUCUCUCACACACACACACACACACUAACUACAGAUACCCUGGAUAAGUAUUUCUUUAAGAGUGCAAUUACUGAAAUGAAAUGCGAUUGUAAUUUCCGACGUACUCAAGUGACAGGCACACUGACAAAAACAAAGGUUUUUAACCGUACAUUCAUUAUUGUUAAAAUCAUGCAAAUCACAGUCCUUUGGUGAGCCAUAAAGCUUCUGUGUGUUUUGACAAUCAUGAUUUCACGCUGCUCUGUAGACCUCCUUACUGCAUGCACUGCUGUGUGGGGUGAGGACUUGGAGUCUGGAGCUGUUACUGUGAGAUGAGUUGAUUAUGAAUGUGAAGGUAUGUUGUUUGGACUUUACAUGCCCUGGGCUUGGUUUCCUGAAAGCACUGUAGCUUAAGAUUCAUAUUCGAGAAAGCUUUUAUGUGAUAUUCCCUUUGCUGUUUAUUUCAUGUUUGUCACAAUAAAAUGCCACAAACUA